ACUAUUGCACCUACUUACUACCAAACCUUGCUCUUGCAGUCAUGCACUGUACAUGCUCACGACCAAUCACGCCAGUACUAUACUGCUGUGCGAGUCUGCAGUUUGCGGGUGUCAUGUAUAAUAAUGACCUUCUGCCGCGCUGCGACCUUGCAGCUCUCUGGCCACCUGUCUCAAUGAUGUCUAUGCUUCGUGCUGACUAGGGUGGAUACUUGCGCCUCUGGUCGACGUCAUUGCUAACGUCUCGACAACGUGAAGGACGGCUGCAUCCCCCACUUACGCGCCAUGUACCUCGCGAGACCACUCAGGCUGGCGACUAACUGCAUUCACGCCUGGCCAAGCGCUAGCCUACCUGCAAUCAAGCCGUUGUGGGUGGGACUUCAGGUUCCGACGUACCGACCCCUACACACAUCAAGACCCUUGCGCGAUGCCGCAUCGACAGCAAAACCUCCGUUAUCCCCGAGGACGGUCAAGGCCGGCCUGAUGUUCUACUCUCCGCCGCCGGACGGGUCCGCCCCAUACACGCUAGUGAACAUGGACGCGGCUGGGCGGAUGGGCAACUGGGUACCCCAGGAGCACCAAGUCGAGAUUGAGGACAUCAGAGGGCGCGAGCAUGCGAUGAAGCUCGAUACUGCGGGCUUCCAGUUCUACACGGGUGCGCCCGAUCACACAUCGUUCACGGACGAGCGGGAAAUCAGGGAGCAGUACUACACGGAGAGCGUGGCGCUCAUCAAGCUCUUGACUGGUGCCAGUCAUGUCGUACCCUUCGACCACACCAUACGUCGUCGUCGUCCUGGAGAGCGCGAUGAUGCACCGACUAAGCGCCAACCCGUCCCGCAAGUGCACGUCGACCAGACCCCGCAAUCUGCCGUCGAGCGCGUGCACCGACAUCUCCCAGCCGCAGACGUUCCUGCUCUCCUCCAGAAACGCUUCCAGAUUCUGAACUUGUGGCGCCCGCUGGAGCACCCUGCCUUGGACUGGCCGCUCGCGCUCUGCGACUGCCGGAGCAUCGACCGCGCGAAGGAUGUGGUGCCCGUCGCGCUGCGCUAUCCGGACCGAGAGGGUCAGACGUACGGCGUGCGCUAUUCACCCAAGCAGAAGUGGAACUAUCUGCGAGCCAUGCGGCCGGACGAGUUCGUCUUGAUCAAGUGUUUUGACUCUCAGGACGACGGGAAGACUGCGCUGUUCACCCCGCAUACUGCGUUCAAUGACCCGAGCACGCCGAAGGAUGCGCCAUUCAGGGAAUCCAUCGAGCUGAGGAUGCUCGUGUUCUACUGAGGACGUGUGUCAAGUUGAGAUGAUGGCUUUACCCACGACAUUCUGUAAGACUACACACCUGGCUUUCCAAAACACCUACUCGCUUCGUAGGUCGUGUAAUAUGUGCACAUUUGAAGAUGCGCCGUCCACUUGAAUGCAUGCGUUCGCCACCUAUCCGACUUAGCUGGUGAGUGACAUACAUACCGUAUGUCGGCUAUAAUCACAG
Rhodofomes roseus is the source of this 1480-nucleotide messenger RNA. RefSeq lists its product as uncharacterized. Gene Ontology annotation, molecular function: oxidoreductase activity. The record is from RefSeq and is a predicted model, not a curated record. The transcript has 6 exons. Bases 283 to 1275 code for a protein of 330 amino acids. Lineage: Eukaryota; Fungi; Basidiomycota; Agaricomycetes; Polyporales; Fomitopsidaceae.